AUGGCCUCCCGGCUCCUCCACCGGCUGCGGCACGUCCUGGCUGGCGACAGCCCUGGAGAGGCGGCGGUUGGGCCUGAGGCCGAGCAGUUCCCCGAGAGCUCGGAGCUGGAGGACGACGACGCCGAGGGCCUGUCCUCCCGCCUCAGCGGCACCCUCAGCUUCACCAGCGCCGAGGACGAGGACGACGGGGACGACGAGGAGGCUGGCCCCGACCCGCUGCUCCCCGGGGACGGGGCGUCCGGAGAAGACGCAGAACCGAUGCCCCCGCCUGAUGGGCCGCGGGGCAGUCAGGUCCUGGCCCGGCAGCUGCAGGAUUUCUGGAAGAAGUCCCGGAACACCCUGGUACCCCAGCGGCUGCUUUUCGAGGUGACCAGCGCCAAUGUCGUCAAGGACCCACCCUCCAAGUACGUGCUCUACACCCUCGCCGUGAUAGGCCCAGGGCCUCCAGACCGCCAGCCGGCCCAGAUCUCCCGCCGCUACUCAGACUUUGAGCAGCUGCACCGGAGCCUGCAGCGCCAGUUCCGGGGCCCCAUGGCUGCCAUCUCCUUCCCUCGGAAGCGCCUGCGCCGGAACUUCACCGCAGAGACCAUUGCCCGUCGCAGCCGGGCUUUCGAGCAAUUUCUGGGCCACCUGCAGGCCGUGCCCGAGCUGCGCCAUGCCCCGGACCUGCAGGACUUCUUCGUGCUGCCCGAGCUGCGGCGGGCACAGAGCCUCACUUGCACUGGCCUCUAUCGUGAGGCCCUGGCAUUGUGGGCCAAUGCGUGGCAGCUACAGACCCAGCUGGGCACGCUCUCGGGCCCAGACCGCCCCCUGCUGACCCUGGCUGGGCUGGCUGUGUGUCACCAGGAGCUAGAGGACCCCGGGGAGGCCAGGGCCUGCUGCGAGAGGGCCUUACAGCUGCUGGGGGUCAAGAGCCCUCACCCUUUGCUGGCACCCUUCCUGGAGGCCCAUGUCCGGCUCUCCUGGCGCCUGGGCUUGGACAAACGUCAGUCAGAGGCCCGGCUUCAGGCCCUACAGGAGGCAGGCCUUACCCCGACACCACCCCCUAGCCUCAAAGAGCUGCUCAUCAAGGAGGUGCUGGACUGA
Molecule: messenger RNA, 1086 nt
Organism: Orycteropus afer afer
Lineage: Eukaryota; Metazoa; Chordata; Mammalia; Tubulidentata; Orycteropodidae
Gene: SNX21
Product: sorting nexin family member 21
Exons: 3
Coding region: 1-1086 (361 amino acids)
Biological process (GO): protein transport
Cellular component (GO): early endosome membrane
Molecular function (GO): phosphatidylinositol phosphate binding; protein binding
Source: RefSeq, a predicted model, not a curated record